Molecule: messenger RNA, 1875 nt
Organism: Trichobilharzia szidati
Lineage: Eukaryota; Metazoa; Platyhelminthes; Trematoda; Strigeidida; Schistosomatidae
Source: the annotation of a GenBank genome assembly
AUUAACCAGAUAUCCUAUUUGAAUGGCUUACAUUAUAUCUUCAGUCAUUUAAUGCUUUACUUAAUUUGUCAGCUGUGUGAUGUUAACAAUCUAAUCUUGUUUGCUUAAUUGCAGUAUUAUAUGAAUCGGAACGUGAACAUGUGGCAAAAAGACGAUUUGGGUAUCGCUCCUAUUCAACCGGCUGCCUUAUGUUUCAGUCACACAAACGAGACAGUCAAAUCAUGUCAUUGUGAAGCUGGCUGUAAACGAAUGUGUGAUCGAGGGCCCAGACCACUUUCACGUAUCCUAAGCAGAUCUCAAACAUGUUGUGAUGAUUCAUUCAUUGGACAAAAGGAACAAAUAUCAUCCUUGGUCAGAGCAAUUCAGACUGAGAUUUGCACUGCGACUGCUGAUAAUACAACAUCAUCUUCAAAAGGUAUGAGAUCUCGACUAUCUACCUGUAAACCACAGUUAAAACUCCAGGAAGAUGAAAUGGACAUGAAGCAUCUCAGAAAACUUGCUUUGCCAAAACAUGUACCUCCACCACCGGGAAAAAUGGUACCUAAGAAUCGAGGUUGGUUACGUUCAACUCCAGUCUAUCGAGGACCAGCGCAAAGUUCUUUAGUGCCAAGACUGACGUUAACUCAUUUUUUGCGUGUGCAAAAGAAUAAAUCAUGCACAGACCAUUGUGUACCUUCAGCAGAUAAAGAACAUAAAACCUCUCAUAACAGAACCAUUCAUUCACAACGUAAAAGCCUUUUGGAUAAAAAUGAUAAACCUGUACGUAAAUUCCAUCAGAACGUAGGCGAAGUUGGAGAUAUGAAACAAACCCACCUCAAAAGUUCAGCUCGAAAUCCAGCUUUAACGGAUGUGGAUGAAGUUGCAUCUAACUUAUCACUGCCAGAGGAUUCUGCAUCAAGUGAUGAAUGCGUGACCAACAGCAGAAGAAGUGAAAAUGAAGAUGAUGAUUACAUUAUCAAUAACAAUAAUGUCUUAACGGUUGACCCUAUCCCAAGUAACUUAAAACAGUCGAAAUUGGUUAACUCUCAGGAUGAAAGUUCAAUGAUAAAAGAGUCAAAAUGUAGCGCUAAUGCCUGUGAAGAAAAUACAACGUCAUCGUCAUCAUCAGCGGCAGUAAAUUUACAAAGCGAAGAUUUUUUGUUAAUGCAACCGAAACAAUCGAAUUUAUCCCCACAAAGUUCCAAAGCAAAUAGUCAUAUGCUGCAGAAGUGUAGAGAACAAACAAGACAAUUAAAUAAAACUGUGGGGACAAAUCAGUACAAUGAUUAUGAUGGUGAAGCAGACGAUGGUGGUUGUAGCUCAAAAGAUCGUGUUGAUAUUUUGAAUGGAAGUUCGAUUGAAAAUUCACAAAUUUCCACGAAUACAACGAAUAAUGGACAUGUUGGAUAUAAUGACGAUGAUAUCGGUAAUGAUGUUGAUCUUAUUUCGUAUUCAGAUGAUUAUGAGGAUUCUCAAGAUACGGAAACAAUAUCAGCUGGGUUGGAGGAUCUUCUGUCUCCUAACCUAAUGCAGUCCAAAUAUGAAGAUAAUAGUAAGCAAAAACUUGAAAGUAUUUCAUUGGACGGUACUACACGGAUGACAAGUUUCACCAAAGUAACAGCCCCUCUAAGCAGUCGUCUAAUUCACGGAUGUUUCGCAGGAACAGCAGAUGAGUUACUUAUUGAUACCAAUGCCAUCCCAACAACAACAACAGACAAUGUCGCUUUAAAUGAUGAUGAUGAUGAUGAAGUUUCUCAUAAUGUGAUCAGGUUAUCACCCACUACGGUUACUGAGUUUUCACAGCGUAAUUCAAACUUAGUUGAAGACCUUGGUAUAGAAGCUAUGCGUUCACGUGAUCCAAAGGAUUAUAUUCUGGGUGGUACAGUUUUAACAUGA